This is a messenger RNA of Bufo gargarizans (Asiatic toad), 1101 nucleotides long. Its product is annotated as isoamyl acetate-hydrolyzing esterase 1 homolog. Lineage: Eukaryota; Metazoa; Chordata; Amphibia; Anura; Bufonidae. The record is from RefSeq and is a predicted model, not a curated record. Bases 88 to 813 code for a protein of 241 amino acids. The transcript is spliced from 7 exons.
UGUGUGCAGAUCUGGUCAUGUGACGCGUCACGCUCCUCCUCUCCCGGAGCCGGCUCCGACACUUGGAUUUCCACAGCGAAUCUCAAGAUGAUUUCUUAUCCCCGUGUCCUCCUCUUUGGAGAUUCGAUCACUCAGUUUGCCUUUGAAACAAAUGGUUGGGGGGCUACGCUGGCUAAUAAGCUUGUGCGAAAAUGUGACGUCCUGAACCGUGGCCUGUCAGGUUACAACACCAGAUGGGCUAAACAGAUCCUACCAAAACUCAUCCCUGACAGUGCCCAUGCUGCAGACAUUGCUGCCGUUACCAUUUUCUUUGGCGCUAAUGACAGUUCUAUAAGAGAGGAAAACCCUCAGCAGCACGUCCCGCUGGAAGAAUACGCAGAGAAUCUGAGAAGCAUGGUCCAGUAUUUGAAGAGCGUCAAUAUCAAGGAGGAGAAAAUCGUUCUGAUCGCACCGCCGCCGAUUCACGAACCGUCUUGGGAAAAACAUUGCUUCAUGAAAGGAUACAAACUAAACCGUCUGAACGCUGUGACCGAGGCGUAUGCCAGGGCCUGUGCCCAGGUUGGCGCUAAGUAUGGAGCGGAUGUUGUGGAUUUGUGGACGCUGAUGCAGGAAGGUGGCUCGGACUACGCAGUGUAUUUGUCAGAUGGGCUCCAUUUAUCAGAGGAAGGCAACCAAUUCCUGGAGUCCAAGCUGUGGCCUCUCUUGGAGAAGAAGUUGGGGGCCCUGCCUUUUAUCUUACCUUAUUGGAAUGAUGUGGACAAUAAUAACCUAGAAUCCUCUCUUUUCCAAAACAUCACCAAAAAGAAAGACUAGUGAUCCGCUUCACCAAACCAGGUUCUACCUUAGAACUAGGGAUAUAGGGGUGUCCAAUGCUGCAUUUGGGGACAGUAUCACCCUCCAUGGUUAAAGAACAUACAGUCUACAUGGACGACGUUAUAGCAUCAGAAUUAUCCAUGUAGCCUGUUACAUACACUAGACUUCUCUAAUAUACAGUGGUAUGCAAAAGUUUGGGCACCCCUGGUUCAAAUUACUGUUACUGUGAACAGUUAAGCAAGUUGGAGAUGAAGUGAUCUCCAAAAGGCAUCAAAUUAAAGAUGACAC